Alternaria infectoria is the source of this 1137-nucleotide messenger RNA. RefSeq lists its product as uncharacterized. Gene Ontology annotation, cellular component: ribosome; nucleus. The record is from RefSeq and is a predicted model, not a curated record. Lineage: Eukaryota; Fungi; Ascomycota; Dothideomycetes; Pleosporales; Pleosporaceae. The transcript is spliced from 5 exons. Gene Ontology annotation, biological process: translation; regulatory ncRNA-mediated heterochromatin formation. Gene Ontology annotation, molecular function: structural constituent of ribosome; siRNA binding. Bases 1 to 1137 code for a protein of 378 amino acids.
AUGUCUCAAUUCCGCGCGGCCAAGCUGGACAUUGGAUGUUUCGCAAAGAUUCGCAAUAUCCGCGACCACACCAAGCGGAAGGUGUACUCGGAGAAUGAGCCAGAACGACAAGCUCUGCGAUACCUGAUCCGCAAUACCACGCUUCCGCAACGAGUCCGCGCACAGGCUCAGCUCCAGCUCUCGCAGAUGCACUGCUACACACGCUACACCCAGAUCAAGAACAGGUGUAUAAUGGGCGGCAAGGGCCGUGGUGUCUUCAGCGACUUCAGAAUGGGCCGAUAUCAAUUUCGCGUAAACGCUCUCGCGGGGAACCUGCCGGGCGUGAAGAAGGCAACCGACCUGAACCAACUUGGCUUCUUCAUCAACCUCUCAGGUCAUGUCCGUAUGAUCGACGCCCCCGAGAAGGCCUAUGUCUACCACGCGACCAACAAUGAGCGCGUCAACGAGGUGCGCCGCGAGGCCAUGCAAACCUGCCAGCGCAAGGAAGCAGAGAAGCGCCUGUCCUACCUCGGCCUCGAGUGCAUCCACCUUCCCGACUUCGCCAUGACCAAGCCCAGUGGUCCACAUGUACCUAUCCUUGCUCCACCGCCUGACCUCCUCAAGACGCGAAAGCGAUUGAUUGUACUGGUAAACGACACCAUGCAAGAUCUAGGCAUCCUGGCGUAUAGACAGUUGCAGCGGGAACUCGGCAUCAACGGUGGCUCAGUCGUCAACUUUGCCAAGGAGAUGGUCAAGUGCUCCGACACUGACAACACCGCUGAAAGGGACGCGAAGAUUUUCAAAGAUGGUCAUGUUCUCCAAGACAAGACUACCACUCCUGCUUUGAUUGUCUUGAACGCGGGCCAGCUGCUGUACUCGCACAAGUACGACCAGGCCAUGACUCUACGCAGUUGGUCCGCCAUGCCACGCAAGUCAAUCGCCCACGACAUGGUCCGCAUCCGUGACAACGAGAACCGUGUUCCAGGUCAUGAAAAUGCCAAGAAACAUGUCAAGACUGUCUUUGACGAAGUCAUCUGCAACCCCGAUCGUGUUGCAGCUGACGCAGAAGUCUACGUCAUCGCUAUUGAAGACGGAACGGAGAGUAUCUUGAACCUGCUCACGCACGACUGUACGUCUCCUGGCCCUGCUUUCACCUGA